Messenger RNA from Oreochromis aureus, 1239 nucleotides. It is a transcript of the gene tspan34a, whose product is annotated as tetraspanin 34. The record is from RefSeq and is a predicted model, not a curated record. The transcript has 8 exons. Gene Ontology annotation, cellular component: membrane. Bases 105 to 845 code for a protein of 246 amino acids. NCBI's taxonomy places the organism in Eukaryota, Metazoa, Chordata, Actinopteri, Cichliformes, Cichlidae.
GAGCAGUCCAAAUCGUCGAUGCACAGACACUCCUCACUGCUCAGACCUCAGCGGACACGCAUACCUCAGUACAACACAGAGUGAAAAAACAGAAAUCAGCCAAAAUGUGUUGUUCCGGCUUUCUCAAAAUUAUGAUGUUCAUCUUCAAUGGCGGCAUCUUUUUAGCAGGUGCAGUCAUUCUGGGUGUGGGAAUUUGGGUGCAGGUGGACAGGAAUUCCUUUCUGGAUAUACUGGAUGAGGUGGAAGACGCCUCCUCGUUAUCACAACUGGUAAACGUCAGCUACCUGCUCAUCGCUGUGGGUGCUGUACUACUGGUGAUUGGCUUCCUGGGCUGCUGUGGUGCCAUCAGGGAGAGCAAAUGCAUGCUGCUGACGUUCUUCAGUAUUGUUUUGAUUAUCUUCCUCAUCGAGGUUGCAGGAGCCAUUGUGCUCUUUGUCUUCAAAGAUGUGGCUGGUGAGCUUCUUCAGGAACUGGAGAAAAACGUCCAAAAGACCAUUAAAAACAAGUAUGGAGACCAAAACAAGCUGACUUCUGUCUGGGACAACACAAUGGAAGAGUUGAAAUGCUGUGGAUACAGGAACUACACAGAUUUUACAGACUCGCCUUUUUACAAUAAAGGAAAGCUCUAUCCAACCCCAUGCUGUAAUUCAACCACUAGUGAUAAUGAAUGCAAUGCAGAUAGAGCGGGAAAAGCGGACGUCGAUGGCUGCUUUGACAAACUGCUGCAGCUGAUAGAGGACAACGCUCUGGUCAUUGCAGGUGUGGCAAUGGGGAUCGCUGCUCUCGAGAUCGCUGCCAUGGUGGUUUCAAUGGUUCUCUACUGCAAAGCUGGAAAAGAUCGAUAAUUCAACUUUGGAGAAAUUUUGCUAAGUGGUUUUGUCUGUGGAAAGUUUUCUAGUAUUUGAUUCAAAGCAGAUUUUCAGCUGAACAUUGAAUGUUCUGCCUCUUCUGGUUUUUAAAGCUUUCAUGCAAAGAUAGAGGAGAAGGUAGUGACAUCUUUUUACUUUUAAAACUCUGUAUCUGUACACACUUAUACUGUGAUUUAUUUAUGUUUGUGUGAGGGUCUCCUGCUGUAUGUGCUGAUACACUUAACCUAAAAUGUGAAAUGAUGCACAGUGCAGAGAACUCUGGGUUGUUUGUGUCAGUGGUUUACAGUCACUAAAUUAAUGUUAUGAGUUUAUUUUUUUAUGUAUGAUCACUUCUAAAUAAUAAAAAGAACAAACUGAACUUGUGCCAUGA